AUGAGCUUCUACAGCAGCUACUACAGUGGCCUGAGCUAUAGCCAUGGAGGCCUGGGAUGUGGCUAUGGUGGUUAUGGAUAUGCCCUUUACUGCCCAUACUGCUAUGGAAGAUUCUGGCCUUCUGGAUUCUUCUAA
Molecule: messenger RNA, 135 nt
Organism: Canis lupus familiaris (dog)
Lineage: Eukaryota; Metazoa; Chordata; Mammalia; Carnivora; Canidae
Product: keratin-associated protein 22-1-like
Exons: 1
Coding region: 1-135 (44 amino acids)
Source: RefSeq, a predicted model, not a curated record